Messenger RNA from Gadus macrocephalus (Pacific cod), 1692 nucleotides. It is a transcript of the gene spdya, whose product is annotated as speedy/RINGO cell cycle regulator family member A. Gene Ontology annotation, molecular function: protein kinase binding. NCBI's taxonomy places the organism in Eukaryota, Metazoa, Chordata, Actinopteri, Gadiformes, Gadidae. The coding region runs from base 251 to 1282 and encodes 343 amino acids. The transcript is spliced from 7 exons. The record is from RefSeq and is a predicted model, not a curated record. Gene Ontology annotation, biological process: positive regulation of cyclin-dependent protein serine/threonine kinase activity.
CGCACGCACACAUACAUAGACGCACGAGGACCAGACGUUGGUAGAUGCAGGUACCAAACACUGCUAUAAUAGGGAACCGCACUUGUCAAUGGUCUCUACUUGGGAUACCUAGCCGUAUUUAAACCCCCUAGAACCACAGCGUUCAUUAUAAACCUUCAGAGCAAAGAACAAAACAAUCCUCAGUGGUAAAGGGCACAACUUUUUGUUUGUUUGUUUUUUUUUUACCACAAACGAUCCAAACGGAGGCAGCAUGAAGAAACACACACUGAGAUGGUGCCAGACCCCGCCCUCGGUAACCGUACGCACCAAGCCCAACAAUGCAUAUUCCCUCCAGAUCAAGAGAAGUCUCCGUCUUAAAAGACCCAAUCAACUAGUUGCCCAGGGUCCAGCAGGCAAGAGCCAGCCAAGUCAGUGUCAACAUGAGUUGUAUCGUGCCAAAGUUAUCUCGGGGCCGACACUUGUUGUACAGCGAGAGGAGAUGACCGCCUUCUUUAGAAUUUUUGAUGAUGUCCUCAUUCAAGACUUUCUGUGCAGGGACUGUUGCUGUAAAGUCACAGACAAGUAUCUCCUUGCCAUGACCUUUAUCUACUUCAAACGGGCUGACUUCAGCAUCGGUGAACACAACAGAACAAACUUUUUCAUUGCUCUUUACCUUGCCAACACCAUGGAGGAGGAUGAGGAGGAGAACAAGUAUGAGAUAUUCCCCUGGGCACUGGGCAGUAGCUGGAGGAAGCACUUCCCACACUUCCUCAAGCAGCGCGACAAACUCUGGGCUCGCAUGGAAUACAGAGGUGUUGUGAGCAAGCGCUGCUGCGAGGAGGUGAUCGCCAUCAUGCCAUCCCACUUGUUGUGGCAACGAGAGAGGGCGGAGCACCACAGUGGCGCCCGGCGGCAUAACGGCCAGCGAGAUCAGGUGUGCCUUCCACGGGGUCCCUCUGCGGCUCCCGCUCCAUGCACCCUAUGUGGGCACGGGGCAAAACGCUGUCGAAGCCUGGUCCUCUUCUCCUCCUCCUCCUCGUCCUCCUCCAAGUGCUCCUCCGCUACGACCCCCAGCCUCGACUCUCCGCUCUGGCUGGAGGUGGAGGCCACGCCGCCCCAGGCCAAGCCACCCCAGGCCAAGCCACCCAAGACCAAGCCACCCAAGGCCAAGCCACCCAAGGCCAAGCCACCCAAGGGGAAGGCCCGCAAGGCCAGAGGCCAGGCCCAGCGCUCCGCCUGCAGACUCACCGAGGUUCCUCCCAGUAAGGAUCCAACCAUGAAAACACUUGCAAAGAAAAACUGAGGCAUGAUUCUGGCUGUGGGUCUACUCAUGAUGCCUCCAUGGACUGGAUCAACGAAGAGUAAAGCACAACUCUGUUUGGUUUAGGGUUACAUGUAUUAUUCUUGUCUGGGAUUCCCCAGGGUUACACAUGAAUAGGCCAUCAUCAGGAACUUCGAGUUUCGUUCACAGCUAAAUAACCACUCAGUCAAAGCAAUUUCAUAGCUACCAUUAAUUGUAAACACUUCCUUGAUGUGUGUUUAUGAAGGAAUAAUAAUUUGAAUAAUAUUAUAUUAUCUAAUAUCUAUAUUGGCUCUGACCACAGGUCCUAGGAUGUCUUGCACUGGUACUUUAAGGGCAUGUUUUGAUUCUACUCUGGCUUUUAAAAUGACACAACCUGCCUUUGUAAGUGUUAAAUAAAGGCUCUAUAUGAA